Myotis lucifugus (little brown bat) is the source of this 1618-nucleotide messenger RNA. RefSeq names its product transmembrane protease serine 11E. The coding region runs from base 298 to 1353 and encodes 351 amino acids. Gene Ontology annotation, molecular function: serine-type endopeptidase activity. Lineage: Eukaryota; Metazoa; Chordata; Mammalia; Chiroptera; Vespertilionidae. Gene Ontology annotation, biological process: proteolysis. The record is from RefSeq and is a predicted model, not a curated record. Gene Ontology annotation, cellular component: extracellular region; plasma membrane. The transcript has 10 exons.
UGGAAAAGAAAAAUAAUACAAAGAAAGAAAUUUGAUGCCACUGAAGCUAUUAGAAAUAACCAGUCUAUCUGAAGGUCUUCUGUGGCCAGGGCCACGAAGAGAGAAUGUGUGAAGCCAUGGGUGAUUGGCCUCAUCACCUUUUUAUCCCUGAUUGUCCUGGCCGUGUGCAUUGGACUCAUUGUUCAUUAUGUGAGAUACAAUCAAAGGAAGACCUACAAUUACUAUAGUACAUUGUCAUUUACAAGUGACAAACUGUAUGAUGAUUUUGAAAGAGAGGCUUCUAAAAAUUUCACAGAAAUGAGCCAGAGAAUUGAAUCAAUGGUGAGAAAUGCAUUUAAUAAAUCUUCAUUGAGGGGAGAAUUCGUCAUGUCUCACAUUAUCAGAUUCAGUAAAGAGGUAAAUGGAGUGUUGGCUCACAUGCUGCUGAUUUUUAGAUUUCGCUCUACUGAGGAUCCUGAAACCAUAAAUAAAAUUAUUCAACGAGUUCUACAUGAAAAGCUGUAUGAUGCUGUAGGGCCCCCUAAAUUAGAUCCUGAAUCAGUUGAAAUAAAAACAUUUCUGUAUAUUUCAGAAAUCAACAAGACAGAAACGGACAACUUUCUAAACAAUUGUUGUGGGACUCGGAAGAAUAAAAGUACAAAACAGAGUGUCAGGAUUGUUGGUGGGACACAGGUUGAAGAGGGUGAAUGGCCAUGGCAAGUUAGCCUGCAACUGGAUGGGAUCCAUCGCUGUGGAGCAACUUUAAUUAAUGGCUCAUGGCUUGUGAGUGCUGCUCACUGCUUUAGAAUGUAUAAGGACCCAACCAGAUGGACUGCCUCCUUUGGAGUAACACUAUUUCCUUCUAAAAUGAAACAAGGCAUCCGGAGGGUAAUUGUGCAUGAAAAAUACAAAUAUCCAUCACACGACUAUGAUAUUUCAGUUGCAGAGCUUUCCAGCCCUGUUCCCUACACAAAUGCGGUACAUAGAGUUUGUCUCCCUGAUGCAUCCUAUGAGUUCCGCCCAGGUGAUGAGAUGUUUGUGACCGGAUUUGGAGCACUGCAAAAUGAUGGUGGCAGUCAAAAUCAUCUUCGGCAAGUGCAGGUGAAUCUCAUAGACACUGAAACCUGCAAUAAACCUCAAUCUUACAAUAAUACCAUAACUCCUAGGAUGUUAUGUGCUGGCUCCUUGGAAGGAAAAAGAGAUGCAUGCCAGGGUGACUCUGGAGGACCCCUGGUUAGUGCAGAUGCUAGAGACAUCUGGUACCUUGCUGGAAUAGUGAGCUGGGGAGAUGAAUGCGGGCAGCCCAAUAAGCCUGGUGUUUAUACUAGAGUGACUGCCCUCCGGGACUGGAUCGCUUCCCAAACUGGCAUCUAAAGGAGAAAAACUCAGUAGAAUGGAGUGCAUUUUUGUUUAUAGGCCAUUUUCAGAGAUAUGGAAUUACAGAAGAAGCUUUGCAGGUCACCUCGAUCUGACUGAAAAAUGAAACUGUCUGCUCGAUGCAUAAUUUCCUUCUAGCUCCACAUGUGAGCAUCCUGCUUCUUCCAGAUGGAUUCUGUCUCAACUUGCAUUCAUUUAUUUUACAAGUUUUCUGUCCUUGAUGCCUUGUUGACAUAAAAUUUCUCAUGCAUAUAUACAAUUU